Molecule: messenger RNA, 1116 nt
Organism: Cucurbitaria berberidis CBS 394.84
Lineage: Eukaryota; Fungi; Ascomycota; Dothideomycetes; Pleosporales; Cucurbitariaceae
Exons: 2
Coding region: 1-1116 (371 amino acids)
Source: RefSeq, a predicted model, not a curated record
AUGUCGAAUGACAACGGUCUAGUAUUCAGCACUCUCACGGCGGUGGAGCCUGUUCCGAUACACGAUGUAGACCACUUUCGUGACGAAAUGCUGCGUGCCAGCAAUAUCUUCGGAAGUCAAAACCUGAAAAAUCCAGCAAACAGCACCCUAAGACGUGCCUUCCGCAGUGCUUUCACAAAGCUGAACCGCGUUACGUUUCCCAACCCCGGCUAUAAUCUAACCCCGCAAGCUGCUGGCAUAGGGCGUGCUAAUUUCAUCAACGAGAUGCGCCCGCUGCUUGACCAGAACAAUCGGUUAGCCGAUGGAAAUCGAUAUCGGUUCCCUGAUAUGUCAGGUUUUAUUGAAUUCGGGGACGAUGGGCACCCAACGGUCGAUGUGCCACUUCUGCCAUACCCGUCACAAACCACUGUAAGUUCGAUCGAUCCUUUUGCGAGUCGUCAUUCCUUUGCAGUCUACAAUCCGAAAGAUGAGAGUCAACAUGACCCUAACGUGCAACAGCUAUCAAACACCCCUUUCCGGCCACCCUUCCAGGCUUCUGCUGGGCCAGUAAUGCCGCCUCAACCAGUUAGUUCUUCGACUAUAAUCCCUCCAACACGCGCAACUCGUGUUAGGAUCGGAAGACAGUCCCCAUCAAGCUCUGCUCCGAUCCGUACCCGCGUGCUUCGUUCUUCAGGAUCCAUGGGCCCACCACCUCCUCGCCGUACUCCUGAUACUGCCAUACCCGCUGGUUUGCAGAGAGUGGGGGUAUUCGUAUUGAUGAACACCAACAUCGCUAAGCUGUCACGUAACGAGUGUCUGAACAUGAUGAGGAACUUUCUUAGCCGUUUCCAAAACGACGACCCUGUGGACCGCACGAAUCCUAGGUACCAGGAGGUGGUGCAUGAGUGGAAUCGUUGUAUCCAAGAUACUCAUAUGAGUACGAGUGACAAGGAUGCUCGUAGCAAUUUCACUCAUAUACGGAUAAUCUACAACCAACACUACGCGGAGCUUUAUGGCUGUUCGAUAGCUGCUAGUGCCUCUCUAAGCACUGCCGUUACCCAUACAGUUAGCAUGCAUGGUACCAACGACCCGUUGACAGAGCCGCACCCCAGCGAACAUAACAAACGUGUAAAAUAG